Molecule: messenger RNA, 7224 nt
Organism: Uranotaenia lowii
Lineage: Eukaryota; Metazoa; Arthropoda; Insecta; Diptera; Culicidae
Gene: PAN3
Product: PAN2-PAN3 deadenylation complex subunit PAN3
Exons: 17
Coding region: 1400-3628 (742 amino acids)
Biological process (GO): mRNA processing; nuclear-transcribed mRNA poly(A) tail shortening
Cellular component (GO): PAN complex; P-body
Molecular function (GO): poly(A) binding
Source: RefSeq, a predicted model, not a curated record
CGCUAGCCUUCUGCCUUGAACGAAACGGCAGUGGCCGACAGUAGAGUGUUGUACGGUACGGUUUUUGGUUGGUUGGUCCGCGGUUCGUUCUCGCGUUGCGUUGCGUCUCGGGGAAAAAAGAGUGUCGUGAGCUUAAAUCAGCAUCAGUAGGUUAUAGGCAGCAGAGUUAAAAACAUUGCAACAGACUACAGCGACGACGACGAAGACGAUCCAUGGAGAAGAAGAUUCAACAGCAACAGCACACUUAGCAGAAACACAAACACAAUUGGGCAGCAAACAGGGCAAGCAAAAUCAAGUGAGAAGCAAUCGUUCGUGUGGGGGGAAGGGUAUCAAAUCAGGAGUGAGUGUGUGUGAGUUUUUUUUUGUGUAAACCGGAAGGAGCAAGUGGAGAAAAAAGGGGGCCAGAGAGCGCCGCCCAGCCGGGAAAAUUGGAAGAGUGAAAGGAAGCAAAUAAGUAAAAAAAAAAUCGGUGCACAACAUGAUCAGAUGAUUUGCCAUAUUUCGCCAAACACGCUCUGUGGAUGCUGUCGAUUAUUAUUGGCACUGGAAGAAGCAUCAGCAAGAAGACACUACGGCGAUCAAUCGAUCGUUUUGAGCUGUUGAGGUUGUGACGAUGAGAUGAUCGUGAGAUGGCCCAGUUGCCUUUAUUAUUGAUUGUGAUCAUGAUGCUGAUGAUGAUGUUGAUUGGUGUGUAUUGGUGAAUGCCAGCUGUGUAUCAGAGAAAAUAGGUAAACCAACAGAGAAGAAAAAAAAAUCCACAAGAAGAAUCAGCUGAAGUGAAGUGUGCAGCAAGCAGCAACGAUGAUGAUGACGAAAACGAUCCGACAACUGCAAAUGUUCGGCUCAGUGAAAUCGGUAACGGUGAGAUGAAGAGUUAAGAAGAUCAUUGUGGAAAAAAAAGAGUUAAGCCUACAUGGACUUUGCCGGCCUCUAUCUGUUGUUGUGGCCCUCCGACGACUUGAAAGCUUCUUUCGACACCCACCCACCCCCGCAAGUGUUAGUUCGAGUUCCAAAGAGUUCGAAAAGAGGUUCAACUUUAGUUAGUGUUGAGUUUUUUUAUUCGGUACGGAAGAGCUAAAACAGAAGCACAAACAAAAGAAAGCAAACCCCCAAGAAGAUAUAAAUAACCAUAACAAGGAGAAAAAAAAGAAACCAGCAACAACAUCACCGCAAAGAGUGGCCGCCAAACUGGCGAAGGCGAAGGUGCAAGGCAAGGAUCGGAGGAAUCGGCGGAGGAGUUGCUGGAGUAGUAAGAAGUGGUGGUGGUGGCCAAAGAAGGUCAUAAAUUGCCCCAUCGGAUCGGAACAGUAUCGUCAUCAUCGCCGCCGCGUUGGAGGAUUUCUUGCAAGGGAACGCAAACGUGUGCACCGAUCGGUGGAGAAACUCAGGCCAUUGGGCUAUGGAUCCAAUAUUCUACUCUCCACCGAAUGGAGUACCGUCGGAAAGCAAAUUGGCCACUUAUAUGAGCCGUCAGAACGUCUCAACACCGACUUAUGGAUUGUCUACGGGUCUCACAAAACUGAACCUAGAUUCUCCGAUUUCGAUUAAGAAAACUCAGGUGACGCCACAGUCGCCAGAAUUCAUUCCAACCAACCGACUGACCGCAUCGUCAUCACCGAACUUUUACUCGAGCUACUCGAUACUCGGUAGCAACGGCAGCGUCGCGGGAAACGGCGUAGGAGCAGGAGCUGGCGUGGGCGUGACCAUCCCAGGGGCCAUUUCCGGUUCCGGCAACGGCAGUGUGGCAGCGAGCACCACCAACAGCAAUGGUGCAACCGCAGUCGUCGGAAUCCCGCAGGCAGCGCAGCUUUCAUCGGUGGCGACGGCGAUCGUUCCGGGGAUGGGCGGCGGAGGAGGAGGAGGUGGAGACAGGGCAGGUGAAAGAGGGGGAGGCGGAAGUGCCGGUGGAUCCAAAUCUCAGGCCAGCAGCUACGGCAGCAGUAUACUUGGGAGCUCGCUCAGCAACAGCUCGACCUACGCCGUUACGCCAAUUAAGGGUCGAAGUUUACUCCGCAACGAAUCACCGCAGAGCACCAAUACAUCUCCUCGAAUUACGCCUCAGCCAUCGCCCCCGCCAAUUACGACCAACAUUCAUCAGGAGAAUGUUGGCGGCACGACCUACUUCUAUCCGACCGCGGCGAACCAUCAACUGGCACCGAGCAGUACAGUUAACACGACUGAUAACACAUUUGUCCACAUAGCCAGCUCACAAAUUAAUCUAAGUUACUCGCAUCCAGGACAUGUUUACCCGGGACCUGCAUCGCACGUCGUCAACAUGCAGCCCAAGGCACAGGUAUCGAUGGCGUACUUCCUGCAGGACGAACUGAGAAAUGAUAUUUUAACUAGGAACGAAAUAGUCAAUAGUAUUGAAACCGAGUGUCAAGAUUUACCUCUAGAAGUGGAGAACUACCACUCCCUCUGUCUGCUGGAGUCUCUGCCAGUCCAUCCGAAGCUACCGGUAUCGUCGUCCACCUACCGGGCAACACACAAUCUAACGGGCGUGAAGUACUGCCUUAGACGCCUUCAUGGUUUCCGUCUCCAGUCGACCAAAUGCAUCCAGAUGGUCGACCUGUGGAAGAAACUACAGCACACGAACGUCGUACAGCUGCGCGAAGUGUUCACCACAAAAAUCUUCGGUGAUAACUCCCUGAUCAUAGUCUAUGACUACCAUCCCGGGUCCCAGACGCUGCUAUCGAAGUACUUCCUACCCGGUGGCGAAGCCACGAAUGGCUAUUCCGAUCCAUUCUCCGGCGAAGCACGACCUUUCAGUCACAAAAGUUCCCUACACCGAAAUGCCACCAGUACGCUACUGCCGGAGAACGAAAUCUGGUCAAUUAUCAUCCAGCUGACGGCCGGUCUCCGGGCGAUCCAUCAAGCUGGCCUGGCCUGUCGAACUCUGGACCCAACGAAGAUCAUCAUCACCGGUAAGCGGAUACGAUUCAGCUGCGUGGCCAUUUCGGACAUUGCCGCCUACGAUCCAAGCCAACCGAACCCACUGUCCGCCGUUAGUCACCACCAGCAGGAUGACCUGUCGGCCCUGGGUAAACUGAUCCUGGCCCUUGCAUGCCGAAACCUCCAGUCCGUACAAAGGGAUCAGAUUCAGAACAGUAUUGAAGUGAUAUCGCGCCACUACUCGUCGGAUUUGAGGAACAUUGUUUUAUACUUACUGUCGUCAAGCAGUCGACGCUCGGUGACUGAAAUCAUGCCGAUGAUCGGUGCCCGAUUCUACGUACAACUCGAUGCAUUACAAGCCCAAUGUGAUAUCCAGGACGAUGAGCUGGCGAAGGAGAUGGAAAACGGGCGGCUGUACCGGUUGCUGGUCAAGCUAGGCACCGUAAAUGAACGGCCUGAACUUAACCUGGACGUCACCUGGUCCGAGACGGGCGACCGGUACAUGCUGAAGCUGUUCCGCGACUACCUCUUCCACACCGUGACCGAGGAGGGCAGGCCUUGGCUGAACCAAUCGCACAUCGUGCAGUGUCUUAACAAGCUGGACGCCGGUACUAUGGAGAAGGUCCAACUUAUGUCACGUGACGAACAAUCAGUAUUAGUGGUAACUUACGCUGAACUGAAACACUGUUUAGAGCAAGCAUUUUCUGAGCUGGCAGCAGCGGCAGCGCCAGUGUAAAGCUGGCGAUAAAACGAAGAAGUACGAAAUAUGAUACACACACACACAGACACAAAAACGGCUGGCUGCUCGUGCUGCCGAUGAAACAAAAAAAAACUAUUCAUUACGAAAACCUUAUUGUUAAAAACUGACAAAACCAGGAAAUCGAAAAAGAAAACCGUUGAGGCUUGAGAUGCGCUGUGUGAAUGUGAGCAACAACCAACAACCAAUAGGAAGCAGAAGGAAGCAAUUGUGAAAAAUAAUGUUCUCAAAACAAACAAACAAUGUGUUAGUAGGAAAACAAAGUUUGAUUGAAUGUGGUAGAAAACAAAAAAAAAUAAAACAAGCGAAAAGUGAGUUACAAGUUACAAGUAAGGUAAAACGUAAACAAAAUGAUGAAAAUAAAGCUGAUAUAUGAUGAAGAUGAAGAAGAAAAAGUACGCAACCAACAAUGAUGUAGAUUUAGAGAGUAAUGACCCUUUAAAAAAAACAAAACAAAACGUGGAGAGAGAAAGCGAAAGAAUGCAGUUUCUUAUAGAAGUACUGUUCGUGAUCUUAUUUGAUCUUAUUUUUUAUACACAUACACCCUACGACGAAGAAGAGGAAGAAAGCGAAGAAGAAUGAAUCAUUACAAUAGUGAACGAGGUAAAUAAUUGAUGAAACACAACACAAGUUUAAAAGAAGGUAAACAAAAAUAAACACGUAGCAAUGCAAACGAGUAUCAUUGUGCGAGUUAUCGAGGAAGGAAGUGAACAACACAAAACUAAACUACAUGGUAGCAAAACGAUAUUUACAACUGAAAAAAAAAACAAAUGGAACGAAAAUACACAAACACAGACAAAAAUACCCCAUCACCCACACACACAAACACAGACAAAAAACCACUGAGAAUGGGAGAGAGAAUGUUAUUGUAGAAGUAGAGAUGGUAAAAAGUGUGACUUAGAAUACACUCAAAAUAAAAUCAAUCUUAAACAUUAAAGGAAAAAAACAAGCAGCAGCAAGUAGGUGUGCUUCGAUGUGGAGUAAGUUUUUUACUAAGAGAUUAGACAGAAAAGUAGCGACGUAUCGACUAAAAAACUGAUGGCAACUCUGUUGUUACAAUGAGAAAACGUGAUAAGGCACGAUCGUGUUUAGAGAUGUCCCAAGUUAGAAAAAAAUACCGAAAAUGGCAGCAUAAAUUCUAGACAGAACAUUCUGAGUCAAAUAGUUUGUUUUAUUUUUCAAAAUCUUCAUUUACAAUAGAAAGUCUAUCAAUUGAAAUUUUUAAAAAGUUAUGAGUGAUAUUGAUGAGUGAUGAUUCAGAAGUCAAAGCCAAAUUUGAAAAAAAGAAAAUAAUGAACGAGUUGUUUCAGAACUCAAAUUCAAAAUUAACUCUUUAAAAUAAUUAAAACAGAUCAUGUUGAGUUUAAAAAAAUAUUGAUAUUUCUUUCGUUAUGAGUUAAAAAAAAUGUGUAGUCUUUCAAAUUCAUUUACUUUUUGUUCUUUCAGUUGAACAAGUUCUUUUUUUUGUUAUUUCUUCAUAUACAAAAACCUUAAAUUCACAAGAUGAACGACGAAAAAUUGAUAAUUAGACUUACCUCAAGCUCCCUGAUUUUUUUUCAAUAUUCAACAUCAAAUCUCUCCCACAUGGAAGAACAAAAUAGUCUUCGUUUUGGAAGGUUUGUUCGAGACGUGCGUUAUUUUUUUAUCCCCAAAACAUUGUUCCACAGCUCUUCCCGGCGGUUAUUCCUCGAAAAGAACCAAAUCAAAUCAAACCAAACCAAAAAUAAACCAACAAGGAAGAACCAUUUUAUUAUUUUUGCGUAGAGAUAAAACCUUAACGAACAAACAGCAUUUCCGGCCAAUAAACAAAUUAACACGAAAAGUGAGAAACACAAUUCACCGGUACCAUUCAUAGAGAGUGACUCAAACGGAGAGAGGAGAAAACAGAGAACGAAAGUGAUGUUAUGAGAUAGAGAAAGUCGAAAGGGUUUCUAUAGGCAUUUUUUCAACCAGAGUUGAGAAAUGACCCAGAUUUUAGUGAAAAUGUAGAAAAUACUAGAAAGACCAGGUCGAGAUUUUAAACCUCUUUACUACAGAAAGGAAAAAAACAACACCCUAACGAUAGAACUGCACAAAUUUUCCUAUUUGCGAGAGUUGAUAAAUUGAGUGAUUUUGAGAACAUCGACUCUCACUAGAAUUGGAUAAAAUAUAAAAAGAGAAAUUUUCCAUGUGACGCUCUCAGAAGACGGAUGAAAUUUAGGAAACCCGAUAGAUGAACUCGUUGAAAGGAAUAGUAAAACAUCUAGACGUUUGCAGAGAUGAUAAUUGGUGAAAAACAGAAAUCAUAAAGUCGACAAAUGCACUCACUCAAUGUGAAACACAAAACAUAGAACACUCAGACAGGGAAGUUAACUAAUCGUUUUGAGAAAGAAUGGGAAUGAGAACAUCGAGAGGCCCCCGUGAAACAAAUCAGAGAAUCCAGAGAACGAACUGUGAGAGAACCAUGGAAACUAAAGCAGAAAUGGCAAAAGAAACGCACGCUGAGAGCAAAAGGGUAAAAUUUGUAAAAAAAAAACAAAGGAAGAACAGAGAAAACAUUAAUAUAGAUUUGAUUGAAGAAAUAAACCACAACACUCACACACUCACUCAUAAGAAAAGGAAACAUAUAUAGAAAUGGCGAAAGACUUUUUACUGUGACAAAUAAUAUUUAAAAGAGAGAAGAAGAAAAAAUUACAUAAAACCGAGUAAACCAACUGAGAAAAUACACCCCUUUUAAAUGAGAGAUAGAGAGAGUAUGAACGAAAUCUAAACGAGAUUCGAGGAGAAAAUAUAGAGUUAUAUUUGUAAUAAAAAUGAGAGAAAAUGAAACUGCACAAAUAAAAAGGACGCUCAGACUAACGAAGGACAAAAUUUGAAAAUAGUAACCUUACAAGAGAUAGAUCAUCAAAUCAGUAGUAGAUUAUCUGUUGUAUUUUGUAUCUUUAUAACCCGAAGUACUAAUCUCUUAGAAUACUCGACAACGACUGGUUCGGAAACUUUUGAUUCACGCAGAGACACUAUCCAUGUUUUUUCUCUUCUUAUUAGUAUCAUCGGAAUACACACGUGCAAUUGGGUGUUGCAAAAAUGUUGAUCUCAAACUCAUCGACUAAACACAAGAAUCAGAUUAUCCGUAGAAGAAUUCUAGAGAUUGUUGUUUUUUGUUGUUUUUUCUACUUGAUCAGUUUUUCUCCACAAACUCACUUACAUUUGACUCAGUCUAACAUAUUGACCUGGGGGUACGCGGAUUACAUUGACGAAACGGCUAAAUUAUUAUUGUAUAGAAUUAAACGAAGCAGAAGCAGCAAACAAAAAACUUAGGAAACGAAUAAAGUGGGAGGGUAUACAAGUGUGUGCGUGCAUGAGAUACAGAGAGAGAAAGUAAGUUGAAACAGAAGACGUUAAACUACAUAUAUGACGAAAUAAAUAAAAAAAAAAACAAAACAAAAACUCAAGAAUAAAAAAACAAAUAAAAAAAAGUCGAGCAGAAAAUACUUACAUGAUGAGAGAUGAAGAGAAAAAAAAAUGUUAAAAAUGUGGAAAAAACCCCUUUUUGGACAAGCUAUUGUGUCCAAAAACCAGAAUAAAAACGAAUAAAA